AUGAAUAGCUUAAAAGACGAAUUAGAGAAGUCAGGUUGGUUUCUAAACGAAGAAGGCAUUUCUCAGAUAGCUGAUACGCUCGAAUGCGACAUUGAAGCUCUUACGGUCCAACAAAUUAUUGCAGAAGCGUUAAAUACGGAUCUUCGCCACAUAUCAUCUGGUUCAUUGCCACGAGAUAUCACAACAAAGUCUCAUGUUUCAUCGCCUUUAGUUCUCCAAAUUCUCUCCAUUACAAAUUUGUCGACGCCACAACAGAAUCAAUCGAAUUUUCCACGGCUUUUGCAGAUAGAGUUUACCGAUGGAAAGAAGAAAGUCAAAGGGUUCGAGAUGUUAGGAGAGGUAGAAGGAAUCACCCUGAAUACCCCGCCGGGUAUAAAAGUCUCUGUUCAAAAGAAUAUUGUCAUUCGAGACAAUUUUCUUCUGUUGGGGCCUGGUAUGCUGAAAAUUCUAGGCGGAGAAGUCGAUGAAUUAACAAAAGAAUGGAAGGCAGGAAAGCAAUUCAUCAAUCGCUCCCAUAAGGGUGCAAAGAAAACGGGUAAUACAUCCACUCAAGAAGAUGGACCUCCCCCGUUUGUUCCCUUUAAAGUUAAAAGUACAAACAGACCUCCUUUGACGAAUGUGAGUCCAAAUAAUAAUGACAGCAAUAAUUUAGGGCCCCGGCAGCAAUCUUUGCAACAGCAACAAAGUCAACAAAGUGGACGAGGGGGGAGUAGAGGGGGAAGAGGCGAUGGAGGUUCGCGGGGACGCGGUGGAAAUGGGGGACGCGACGAGAAUGAAGACUGUAAUAUUUCUUAUGCAAAUGACAGAACGCUUCUCCAAACGACAAAAGUAAUGAAUACUCAAUGGGAUCGGUUGAAAAUAUAA
Molecule: messenger RNA, 864 nt
Organism: Paraglomus occultum
Lineage: Eukaryota; Fungi; Glomeromycota; Glomeromycetes; Paraglomerales; Paraglomeraceae
Source: the annotation of a GenBank genome assembly